Messenger RNA from Saccharomycopsis crataegensis, 414 nucleotides. Its product is annotated as ribosomal 40S subunit protein S17B. Lineage: Eukaryota; Fungi; Ascomycota; Saccharomycetes; Ascoideales; Saccharomycopsidaceae. The transcript is spliced from 2 exons. Gene Ontology annotation, molecular function: structural constituent of ribosome. The record is from RefSeq and is a predicted model, not a curated record. Gene Ontology annotation, biological process: translation. Gene Ontology annotation, cellular component: ribosome. Bases 1 to 414 code for a protein of 137 amino acids.
AUGGGUAGAGUUAGAACUAAGACCGUCAAGAGAGCUUCUAAAGUUUUGAUUGAAAAAUAUUACCCAAAGUUGACUUUGGAUUUCCAAACCAACAAGCGUUUGGCUGCUGAAGUUGCCACCAUCCCAUCCAAGCGUUUGAGAAACAAGAUCGCUGGUUACACCACCCACUUGAUGAAGAGAAUUCAAAAGGGUCCAGUUAGAGGUAUCUCCUUCAAGUUGCAAGAAGAAGAAAGAGAAAGAAAAGAUCAAUACGUUCCAGAAGUUUCCGCUUUGGACUUGUCUAGAACUAACGACCAAUUGGAUGUCGAUGCUGACACCGCUGACUUGGUUAAGUCUUUGGGUUUGAAAUUGCCAAUCUCUGUUGUCUCUGUUUCUGCUCAAAGAGGUGCUAGAAGAUAUGCCAAGAGAAACUAA